AACCUAAGCAUCGAAGAAAAGUAGACAUUUCUGUUGUCCCGCCGCAGGAGAAAGAAGCUUUUCCGAGACUUCUUGAGGUGAAGAAAUGAAGCACAACAAUGUUAUCCCGAAUGGACAUUUCAAGAAGCACUGGCAGAACUAUGUGAAGACGUGGUUCAACCAGCCUGCCAGGAAAACCAGAAGAAGAAUCGCGAGGCAGAAGAAGGCUGUGAAGAUCUUCCCCCGUCCCACUGCUGGACCUCUCCGCCCUGUUGUGCACGGUCAGACUCUUAAGUACAACAUGAAGGUCAGAACCGGUAAAGGAUUCACUCUUGAAGAGCUCAAGGCUGCUGGUAUCCCAAAGAAGUUGGCUCCCACAAUCGGUAUUGCUGUUGACCAUCGUCGCAAGAACCGAUCUUUGGAGGGUCUUAACUCCAACGUCCAGAGGCUGAAAACCUACAAGGCUAAGUUGGUCAUCUUCCCGCGUCGUGCCCGCAAGGUUAAGGCUGGUGAUUCUGCACCAGAAGAGUUGGCCAAUGCUACACAAGUCCAAGGAGACUACAUGCCUAUUGUCCGUGAGAAGCCGACAACUUCCCUUGUGAAGCUGACAGCUGACAUGAAAUCGUUCAAGGCUUACGACAAGAUCCGUCUAGAGCGCACGAACAAGAGACACGCCGGUGCUAGAGCCAAGAGAGCUGCUGAUGCUGAGAAGGAAGAGAAGAAGUGAGGAUCCUUCUUCUUAGGUAGAAGCAACUUUAAAUCGUGCCAUCUUCUUUUGGAUCUGAAUUUUUGUGUAUCAGACUUUGUUUUUUGUUUCGUAAGUUUUCUACCCUUAAAUCUUGGAUUAUUCUGCUACUUGCGUCUCUGGGUUUAUGGAAAAAUUUCAUAUUACAUCUCCAAUUCAUAAAA
Messenger RNA from Eutrema salsugineum, 888 nucleotides. RefSeq names its product 60S ribosomal protein L13-1. Gene Ontology annotation, molecular function: RNA binding; structural constituent of ribosome. Gene Ontology annotation, biological process: translation. The transcript has 5 exons. The coding region runs from base 86 to 706 and encodes 206 amino acids. Gene Ontology annotation, cellular component: cytosolic large ribosomal subunit; ribosome. Lineage: Eukaryota; Viridiplantae; Streptophyta; Magnoliopsida; Brassicales; Brassicaceae. The record is from RefSeq and is a predicted model, not a curated record.